UUAGCCUUACAUGAUCAUCAAUAAGAUCAUCAAUGGAGUUAUCGAAAGCUGGACGAUGUUCUCGAGUAGCAAAUCGCCGGUCUUCUCAUCGACAUUCUCAAGUCAGUUUUUGACCGCAUCAGCAAUACAUCCGUUAGAAAUAAAAAAGGCAAUUUAUGGAGCUGGUGACAAACAGGGUGCUUUUCGAAUAUUUUUCAUGCCUGAAAACUUAGUACCCCAAGAUGCCUCGGAAAAAAAUGAGCAAUUCAAGGAAUUUAUCAGGCGUGAAGUGAAGAGAAAAGAAUUGUUCUUGAAAUGGCAAACCGAUUGGAAUACACAAAACGCAUCUCUAAUAAGGUUACGGGAAAACCAACAAAAAGAAAUAAUGAAUAAAGAAGAGGAAGAGCGCAAAGCUAAAGAAGCAGCUGAACUGGAAGAAAAGAGUGAUGAAAAAGCCGUUAAAAAAGGUCCACAACCUGGCAAAUACGUUGAAUGGGUGAAAGAGCAAAGGCAGAUAGAAGAGGAGGCCAGAAUAAAAAGUACAAUAAUUAGUAAAAAACAGUUAGAUACCAAAGAGUUGGAAAAAAGAAGGAAACCUCUACAAAAGCUUGAUGAAGAGAACGAAAGGAAAAAGAGAAAACAGAAACAGAGAUUGAAGGAAGGUGAAUCGAUUUUCCAAGAUACUGUAGCUUCUUUGUUUCCGGAUGUGGUGAAAGAGAAACCGGCCCCACCUCCUGAUCCCUAUGCGGGGGGUGAGUCGCACAAAGAAUUGGAGAAAUGUUAUUAUGAAUAUAUUGAAUUAUCACAACUCGCAGAAGAAUUCAUCGACGACAAUCCUUACCAUUACGACUUCGACUGGAAACAGGUUCUCAUCAGUGGAAAACAGAGAAGGCGAAUUUUGGCCGAUCCUCAUAAAUGGAGGAAGAAGAAAGAUAAUAUCCAGAGAAGUUCAGCAGAACCAAGUGAAGGAACUGUAACUGUAUUAUGAGUUCGAUAUGAAUAGUUGAAGCUUCAAAAUAUAGAUAAAAAUCAG
Leptinotarsa decemlineata (Colorado potato beetle) is the source of this 1012-nucleotide messenger RNA. RefSeq names its product missing minor mitochondria (gene mmm). The record is from RefSeq and is a predicted model, not a curated record. Gene Ontology annotation, cellular component: inner dynein arm. Lineage: Eukaryota; Metazoa; Arthropoda; Insecta; Coleoptera; Chrysomelidae. Gene Ontology annotation, biological process: cilium movement involved in cell motility; inner dynein arm assembly. Gene Ontology annotation, molecular function: dynein heavy chain binding; dynein light chain binding.